Molecule: messenger RNA, 1316 nt
Organism: Lepus europaeus (European hare)
Lineage: Eukaryota; Metazoa; Chordata; Mammalia; Lagomorpha; Leporidae
Gene: LDAF1
Product: lipid droplet assembly factor 1
Exons: 5
Coding region: 152-637 (161 amino acids)
Source: RefSeq, a predicted model, not a curated record
GCCUCCCUUCGCUCCCCCCACAGGCGCGGCGGCGGCAGCGCGGCCGCGGGACCGGUGACAGAGACGAAGUGGCAUGAGGGAUUGGACUGUGCGCUCCACUGAUUGACUGACAGGAGAAUUAAUCCUAGGGAAGACUGAAGUAACCUUCAGGAUGGUGAAAGAAGAGUCCCCGAGUAUCUCAAAGGACUUGCAAGAGUUACAGAGGAAGCUGUCUUUGCUGAUAGAGUCUUUCAAGAAUAACUCAAAGGUGGUGGCCUUCAUGAAGUCUCCAGCGGCUCAGUACCUGGACAGGCAUCCUUUCCUGGCCCUAACCCUGCUGGUGUUCCUUGUCAUGUCGGCCCUUCCGGUUGGGUUCUUCUUGUUCUUUGUGGUGCUGACCUUCUUGGCUGCUCUUGUGGGAGUCAUAUUAGUGGAAGGACUGGUCAUCUCCGUGGGUGGCCUCUCACUGCUUUGUGUCCUCUGUGGCUUGAGCUUUGUGUCACUCGCCAUAUCGGGGGCAAUCGUAGUAUCCUACGUGGUGGUCUCAAGCCUCAUCAGGUUCUGGUUUUCUCCCAGACCCCCAUCACAGCAAAAUGCCAGUGGCGACUGUCAGCUGGCUAUGAAGUCUGCAGACUUUGAGGGACUCUACCAGGAAUGACCGACGGAACAGAACCAGAGCCCUUUUCCAAGCACCUCAGGAAAGCUGUUGGAUCACGCCCACUCUGUGGGGUCAUGACUCAAAAGAAGCUGUCUGAGUAGUCAAGACGCUCCUUAGAUGUCUUCUGGCUUUUCCACUUUAGUGUUUGUUGGAUCCUGCAGCGGCCAAGUUGGCCAGGGUGAUGUGUCACCUCCCACUCAAGUGUGUGGUCUUGACCUUGGCAGGGAUCUGGGUUAAGACCUAGAGCCUCAGGGCUUAUGUCUACAGACCCAAGAGGAGGCAGCAAUGGGUUUCUUUUCGUUUUAUUUUUGUGUUUAGAAAUGCGGGGAGCUGUUUAUUUUUGUCACUCAUUUAAAACAAGAGGUAAAAAGUAUCCUAAAACAGAGCAGGCUCUUCUGCCUUAUUCACUAUUCACUUUCAGUCAGAAAGCAUUGUACCAUUUGGGAAUAACAGCCUCUCAAAUUUGGAAAAUAGAAUCCAAACUUAACUAUAUAGCCAAGAGUCUUUUUAAAAUAAGUCUUAAAGGCCUGCUUUGCACUGUUACUGUUGAAUACUCAAUCCUGUUAAUUUUUUUACAUAUUUGUACUUGAUAUUUUUGUAUUGUUUUAAAGAACUUACCCUGUUAAGAUAUGUCUUCCAAAAAGAUUGGUAAAGGACUACAAAAUAAAAAUAAAACAUC